AUGUUGACAGAAAAAGUUGUAUUUUCACCCAAAAUUCAACCUAUUCGUCUACCAAAACACGACCUUCACGUACCAAAUGGAACACCAGUUAUUACUGCGGGUUGGGGAUUUACAGACCCAGAGAUCAUGUCAACAUCGGAUGAUUUGAUGGAAGUUAACAUCAACAUAAUUGACUGGCAAAUAUGUGAAGAACUUUUGCCCUUCUUUACACAGAGAAUGAUUUGUGCAGGAAAUUUAGAUGGAGGACUAGGUUCAUGUCAUGGUGAUUCCGGGGGACCACUGGAGUUAAACGGUACAUUAAUUGGCAUCGUAUCCUAUAAACACCCAAACCGCCCCUGUGGAGCUGCCGGUUACCCUGUGGCUUACACCAAAGUACCAGAUUUUCUAACAUGGAUAAACAAAAAUAUUGACUUCUAA
Molecule: messenger RNA, 417 nt
Organism: Diabrotica balteata
Lineage: Eukaryota; Metazoa; Arthropoda; Insecta; Coleoptera; Chrysomelidae
Source: the annotation of a GenBank genome assembly